Molecule: messenger RNA, 2298 nt
Organism: Symbiodinium sp. CCMP2592
Lineage: Eukaryota; Dinophyceae; Suessiales; Symbiodiniaceae
Source: the annotation of a GenBank genome assembly
AUGGCUAGUGGAUCGCUGGCAUAUCGACCACACCAGGAUCUGGACACAGACCUGACGAAGUUUGGCUUCCUAGUCUACGCCGGAACCGUUCGUGACUUUCACGAGUGGGAGUUCCGAGCUAUGACAAGGUGGAAGCAGACCAAGGUGGGGGAGAGAUCCGACCUUGCGUCCAAGUUCCUCGACUCCUUAAGGAGCGAGGCAUACAUUGUCGCAGAGGAUUUGGGUACCGACGUUUUGUUCUCGAGUCAAAACAUCCCCAAGGUGAUCGAGGCAGUUAGAGAACGCCUGUUCCCUCUGGCGGAACAAGAGACGAAAGAACUUUAUCGGUUAGGGACCCAAGUCGGCGGCACGUUGUCACGACAGCCGGGAGAGCCGAUGAUCUCCUACAUCGACCGCCGCAAGCGGUGGCUAGGCAAGCUUCAGCAUUUAGACAAGGCCCUUCACAUAAGUGAAGCGGUGCUGACAGAUCUGUUGCUGGACAACAGCGGGCUCACCCGGCAAGAGCGACUCAUGGUGCUGACCUCGAUGUCAGGCAGCACAGCGACGAAGGAUGCUGAAGCAUCGCUGAUUCGCAUGCAUAAUCGUAUCCAUACGUUGGAACGAAAGCAGCCAUCCGCCAAAGGCGGAACUGGCAAAGGGAAAGGUUUCCACAGGAAGGGAGACCGAGGAAAAGGUAAAGGAUACGGCAAGAGAUCCCAGAAAGGGACUGCUUACACGUACCUUUCGGCCGUGGAAGACCUUUUCGAGUACCCUGACGCCGAGGAAGACGACGACGGAACAGCCUACCUGGCAGGCCAAGAGGACCAGGACGGCCAGGACGGUGAUGGGCAGGACUGGGCGUACCACGGAGAAGAGCUCCCCGUGUACGACAAGGAAGAGGACACCGCGUGUGUUGCCCAGUCGGCCGACGCUUCCCUAAGGGACGUCGAGCUUGAUGUCUUCACCGCCUUUAUAGGCGCUGGGUUCGAUGAGGAAGACAAAGAGGCUUUGGCGUUUCUCGCAGACACCGUGCAGUGCGAGACCGUUGCCUUUAUGGCGCGGGCCAAGGCUAAGGGUAAAGGAAAGUCUGUGAUGCAGAGGAGUGCACAUGGAUAUCGGCCGCGAUCUACCGGUCUCACUGUUGAAGACAGGAGACGGAAGCUUCAUGAGAUUAAACUCAGGAGCACGUGCAAAACGUGUGGCAGAAAGGGCCACUGGGCUGGUGACAAGGAAUGCCCAGGCCCAGGAAAAGGUGCAGGAAAGCCCGCAGUGGCACACCUUGCCCAGGUCAGGCGUGUGAUGGAUAAAUCCACACAGACCUGCGACUUCAUCGCUAGCCCCAGCGAGAGCGACAGCGAGAGUCAAAGCUUUGACCCGGAGCCAACAGCGAACUACGUUAGCUUGGGUCAGGACUCUGAGACGGAGCCUGCGGCGUACAUGGGUUUCUUCGACAGGACUGACUUUGAAGAAUCCGACGAAGAGCUCCUGGACGACUUUGCGUCGCAAGGCGCUCCCUCCACGGAAUGGGAUACCAUAGAGUACCCUGACGGCAGCGACCAAGUGUUUCGGUUCGGGAUGCACAGGGGUAGCACCAACCUUGAGGUUUUGCAGAACCACCCCGAUUACUACCAUUGGGGCCUCAAGGAGAAAGAGCCGAGCACCAUGCUAGAAGCAUGGCUUGUCUGGGUGUAUCGCAACUUUGAGGUUCCACCGGUUGGCGGUGGAAGAGCUACACUCAGGGCAGCCACGUUGCCGGUGGAGGCCGACUCGCUGCAGAAGGCUAGGAAGGAGGUGACCCUUGAGAAGGCACCUAAGAGCAAGCUCGGGUUGUUGAAGCCGGAUCCCAAAGGACCGUGCGUUGGAGGCUGUCCCGCACACGCAUUGAACAAAGCAGGGAGCAAUGCGCACGUAAUCAAGACCACUUGCAUGUUGUGCGGUAACAGGACCUCAAACCCGAGACCAAAGGCUGUACCGAAGAAUGACCCCCUCACGUGCGAGCACAAGCGCACAGACAACAGGAACAGCACGAGAUCGGUACACCGCACCUUUUGCCUUGAUUGUUGCACCGUGGUAGAGGAAAUCCCGCAGAAGCUCUUUAAGGAGCAGAAGGGACUCGCCGAGCAGGUGCAGCAGUCUCCACUCAAGGUGCAGAACCUCACGAGGAGACAGCUGGAGGAGUACAACUUUACGAAGUUUGAGGCAGGUGAGGUGGUAAAGAAGUUCUUCAAGCACAUGGACAAGUUUUUGUUGAAAGUUGACCAAGUCAGUUCAACCGAGUUGUCUAUAGUUGCCUUGAGGAUGCGAUGGACCAGGUUGUAA